Molecule: messenger RNA, 4594 nt
Organism: Ochotona curzoniae (black-lipped pika)
Lineage: Eukaryota; Metazoa; Chordata; Mammalia; Lagomorpha; Ochotonidae
Gene: SEC31B
Product: SEC31 homolog B, COPII coat complex component
Exons: 26
Coding region: 83-3592 (1169 amino acids)
Biological process (GO): endoplasmic reticulum to Golgi vesicle-mediated transport; endoplasmic reticulum organization; intracellular protein transport
Cellular component (GO): endoplasmic reticulum exit site; COPII vesicle coat
Molecular function (GO): structural molecule activity; protein binding
Source: RefSeq, a predicted model, not a curated record
UAUGAUGUGCCUCUGUUGACUUCAAAUGGGUCCGCUGGACAUCUUGCCAAGACCAACCUGACUAGUUUAAUCAGGACCAACCAUGAAGCUGAAGAAACUUGAGCAACCAGCUGUGCAAGCUUGGAGCCCAGCCAAUCAGUACCCUGUGUGUCUGGCAACAGGAACAUCUGCCCAGCAGCUAGAUGCCUCCUUUAACACAAGUGGUACACUGCAAAUCUUUGAGGUUGAUUUCAGGGACCCUUCUCUGGAAUUGAAAUGCAAGGGAGUCCUUUCUGGCUCAAGCAGGUUUCACAAGCUGAUCUGGGGGAGCUUUGGCAAUGGGCUUCUGGAAGGCUCCGGGGUUAUUGCAGGCGGCGGGGACAAUGGCAUGCUUACUCUGUACAAUGUGACCCACAUCCUGUCUUCGGGGAAAGAGCCUGUGAUUGCCCAGAGACAGAAGCACACGGGGGCUGUCAGAGCCCUCGACUUUAAUCCCUUCCAGGGCAACCUCCUGGCCUCCGGGGCCAGUGAUUCAGAAAUCUUCAUUUGGGAUUUGAAUAAUAUGAGUGUGCCAAUGAUGCCAGGAUCCAAGUCACAGCAGCCCCCAGAAGACAUCAGGGCUCUCUCUUGGAACCGGCAAGUCCAACACAUUUUGUCUUCUGCUCACCCCAGUGGCAAGGCAGUCGUGUGGGAUCUCAGGAAGAAUGAACCUAUCAUCAAAGUCAGUGACCACAGCAACAGAAUGCACUGCUCAGGCCUAGCCUGGCACCCAGACAUAGCCACCCAGUUAGUGGUGUGUUCAGAAGAUGACCGUCUCCCCGUGGUUCAGCUGUGGGACCUGCGCUUUGCCUCCUCACCCCUGAAGGUGCUAGAGAGCCACAGCAGGGGAAUCCUAUCAAUGUCGUGGAGUCAGGCUGAUGCUGAGCUACUACUCAGUAGCGCCAAGGACAACCAGAUCUUGUGCUGGAACCUGGAGAGCAGUGAGGUGGUGUACAGGCUGCCCACCCAGGGCAGCUGGAGUCUGGAUGUGCAGUGGUGCCCUCGGCUCCCUCCAGUGUUCUCGGCUGCUUCCCUCGAUGGCUGGAUCAGUGUGUGCUCUGUGAUGGGAGGAAACUGGGAAGCCCAGCACAUGAGUCAGGCUGACAAGAUCUCAUCUUCCUUCAGCAAAGGCCAGCCUUUCAUGCCAAUGCAGAUACCUGAGCAGGUGGCACAAGCAUCCCUGAUAUCGCCUCUGAAAAAGCCCCCAAAAUGGAUCCGAAGACCAGCAGGCGUUUCAUUUGCUUUUGGGGGGAGGCUAGUUACCUUUGGCCUCCCCAGCACCCCUGCCCAUCAGGUGCCACAGCCUUGCCCCCGCCUUGUCUUCAUCAGUCAAGUCACUACAGAACUGGAAUUCCUGACUCGGUCGGUAGAGCUACAGGAGGCCCUGGGAUCUGGGAAACUCCUGGAUUACUGUCAGAACAAGAGCCACCAAGCUUCCUUGCAAGAUGAAAAGAUGCUCUGGCAGUUCCUGAAGGUAACCUUAGAGCCGGACUCCAGAGCAAAAUUCUUAAAGCUUUUAGGAUAUAGUAAAGAUGAACUUAAGAAGAAGGUAACCACAUGGUUGAAGAGUGACUCGACACAAGGUGACAGCCCACAGACCAAAGAGGAGGAGUUGGAUAGUAACAGGAAGCAGGCCUUCUACCCCAAGGCUGCCAAACCUCCCAUGGUGGAAGGCUCUACCUCCUCUGCCUUCUUUGAUGAGCUGGUCCUUCAGAGUAUGACUCCCUGGGAGAUCCCCACCACAGAAGACGCAGAUGGGCUUCUGAGCCAGGCAAUCCUGCUGGGGGAACUGGGCCCCGCGGUGGAAUUGUGUCUGAAAGAAGAGCGCUUUGCUGAUGCGAUUAUCCUGGCCCAGGCUGGGAGUGCAGAGCUGCUGAAGCAGACCCAGGAGCGCUACCUGGCCCAGAAGAAAAGUGGAAUCACCUCGCUUCUGGCCUGUGUUGUCCGGAAGAGCUGGAAGGACAUGGUGUGUGCCUGUAGCCUGAAGAACUGGAGAGAGGCACUGGUCUUGCUACUGACAUACUCCAGGCCAGAAACCUUCUCUGAGCUCUGUGACAUGCUGGGAAGUCGCAUGGAGCAGGAGGGUGACAGGACACUGACCUCUGAAGCCAGAUUCUGUUAUGUGUGCUCAGGGAGUGUGGAGCGGCUGGUGGAGUGCUGGGCCAAGUGCCACAGGGCUUCAUCCCCCCUGGCUCUGCAGGAGCUGAUGGAAAAGGUGAUGAUCCUUAACAGGAGCUUGGAGCUAGUGCGGGGUCCUGCUGGGGUGAGCCCAGGCCCUGCCACAACCUGCAGGGUCACUCAGUAUGCCAACCUGCUGGCAGCUCAGGGCAGCCUGGCUACUGCCAUGAACUUCCUGCCAGUCAACUGUGCUCAGCCAGCAGUUCAGCAGCUGAGAGAUCGGCUUUUUCAUGCCCAGGGUUCUGCCAUCUCAGGCCAAUCACCUCCCCCUUUCCCCUUUCCUCGGGUUGUUGUGCGAACUACCCACCCACUUAAAGAGACUCCAUCUUCUGGAUUGGACAGACAGCCUCCUCACCAGGCUCAGACACCGUGUCCAAGGUCAAAGGCCAUACCUCCAUCGCCACCAGUGCUCCCCUUGACCCCUGCCUGUCCUAGCCCUUACCAGAGCCCAGGGACGCAGACUGUGAGUGACAACAGGAUACCUAGGCCCCAUGUGGCCCAGUCUUUACCUCUGGGCCCUGGGGGAAGGCCUGCUGUUUCUCAACCACAGCUCUUAGGACACGGGGCUCAUGCUCCUAACCCUGUGGGGCUCCCUGGAACGUGGCCUCUUCCGGCCCCGCCACCACCCCUGGCAGCCCCACACAUACAGCCUGGCUCCACCUGCCUGCUUGGGGCUCAGAGACCAUCCCUGCUGCCUCCUGUAAGACCACCAGCUCCCAGCUCUCCAAGCCUGCAGCCACCAGCCUGUCCUGGCACUUUCCCUGUGAUGUGUCCUCCUGGAGGGCCGGGUGCUCCCUGCCCUAGCACCUUCCCAACAGCUGGCACCCUGACUUCUCUGCCAGGUUCCCAAGGAUUCCAGAGAGAUGUUGCAGCCCCCAGGGGGAACCUCUGGGGGGCAAAGCUGCCAGAGACAUUUAUGGCACCAGCACCAAUUACUGUUCCAGUUCUAAGCCUUGCCCCUCAGCCCCCUGCCUCUGGCGUGCGUCAUGCUCCCCCUGGAGCUCCAGGAGAACUCAGCCCACAGCACUUCCAGCAGCUGCCACCUACGGAUAUGAGCAGGAAGGAGCUGCCCCCGGAGCAUCAGCCCUUGAAGACCAGUUUUGAGGCGCUUCUCCACCGCUGCUCCCUCUCUGCCACUGACUUGAAGACAAAGCGGAAGCUGGCUGAGGCAGCCCAGCGUCUAGAAUGUCUUUAUGAGAAGCUCUACGUGGGGUCGCUCUCGCCUCAGGUCCUGGCUGGGUUGCACGAGGUGGCCCGAUGUGUGGACACAGGCCACUUGGAGCAAGCUCUGGCGGUGCACACCCAGGUGAUGGGCUGCAGCAGCUUCAGCGAGGUGUCGAGUUUCAUGCCCAUCCUGAAGGCUGUCCUCACCAUUGCCCAAAAGCUGCGGGUGUGACCCAGGCAGCCGUUUGUUCCUGCUGGAAGAGCACUUCCACAUUUAUCACCCUGUAGUGGGGUGGGAGGUUCUGCAACAGGGUCUGUUUGUUUUUCCCAACCCCCUUGCCUGGCUCCCGCAUAUGUGAUGCCAUAGUUUGGCUCAAAACAACCAGGGUCGUCUGUGUUUUCCUCCUUUAUCUCUAGCUUUUUAAUGUCUACCAACAGUCUGUCAGCCCCAUAGGCAGGGCACAGAGCCAACCCCUCCCUUCCCUAGUGCCACACUCAGGGGGGACUUGGCCAGGCUGUCUCUCCCCCAGAGAUAUUCUGUUUGACUGGGUUCUGAGAGGGUGAACAGCAUCAGUUCCCCUGAGUCUACCUCUGCCAGGACCCAUCUCAUGGGUGGUGUUUUUUUUUUUUUCCCUUCAGUGGUUUAUGAGCCUGACCUUGCCUUUUCCCUCUUGCCUCUCACUCUGUAUUCCUGAGUGCACAUUCUCCCAUAGCCCUAGGGGCUAGAGUGGAGUUGGCUGCUGUUCACCUCUGAACGAGCCUUGAGCAUGAAGGGUGGACACUGAUCUGGGCCAAGAAAUCGUGAUGCUUUUGAAAUGGAACUUCUCGAGUGCCAGCGUUCUGAAGGGUAACUGGGGAAGGUGGCAGGCAGAUGGAAGCAGGAAUGCCUUGUGCUGGGAGCUGACUUAGGUCGUAAAAUAGGAGCUAAGGGACUUCAGCCUGUAGGUAGUGGCUGCCCUCCACCUGUGUUUGAACUUGAGAGUACAGCCUAGACUUCUUUCUGCAAAUAAAAUUCCAGUUCUGGAACAAGGCUGCCUUUUCAUGGUUGCACUCAGCAUUUGCAUAAGCACUGAUGUACUUAAUAAAAAGUGACUUGGUUUGGUUUCCUCGGUCAUCUUCCCGAUGAUUAUUUGUGUCCUUUGAGCCCUGUUUUACUGUUACAUCCCAUUCCUGCUUCCUGGACCCUCUGUAGGCUGGGGAGAGGCUCAUGGCAAGAGAAGUCAAGAGAACUGAA